AUGGCCUUCGCAGCUGCUAUGGGAGUCGAUUUCGCCAUCUCGGGCAUCACCAUGGCUGCUGCAUUAGCACCUGUCGAGGAAAAGCCAGUAGCCCGUAUAGGUGUUGGUUCCACAAUGCUUGGUGCAACGGAGGAUGCUCGUACCAAUGGCGUUAUGCCAAAUCUUUACUUAUACGAUGUUCAUGGCAAAAUGUUUGCAAAGCACGAAUCAGGAGAUCUCAUUGAGGACGGAGUGAACAAGCAAAAUGACUUCAUUAUCAUAGAUGGAGCAGAAAAGACGGCCGAGCCAGAGUACCUUACGAUUCAGGCCCGGUCUGACGAUGCUACCUGCGUUACUUGUGCUUCGGGCGCCCAGCGAACCUGGCACGCCGGUUAUGUGAAAACUUGCCAGGAGCAGGGCGGUGGAAGUUUCUAUUAUCCUUCACCCAACACGGUCCCUGACACAGAUUUUCGACCGGGUUGUGUUUGGCUCAGCAACGACGACCGCUUCAUGCAAGCCAUCUCCGUUCACCUCCCGAGCUUUGGCUUCCCUGAGGAAAGUCUGGCUGAGCAAACCGCAGAGCAGUUCAAAGAUUACCCCCAAACGCUCUGUCAGGCUCCAGGCCGAAUGUCUCUCUACAAAACUUUUGACGGCGAGCAACCGCAGUGCAUCCCGUACUACGAUAAGAUCCUGGAAAAGUUCAAGGAAGCUGAUGUGGACGAAGAAAAGGGCAUAAACGAAGGCUUCGAUAAGGACUUCCAGGCUGUGGUAGACGGACAUACACUGCCACCACGAAAGUUCUUCUUCAAACCCUCCCGCAAAGCUAUUUCCCGUGAACGCACCUGCGACUAUUCUAAACACAAGCUGUUUAACCAAGAGAUUCAACCUGGCAAAUCACCCGUGGAAGAUUCGCCCCAAGCUCGCAAAGAAAAAGAAGCAGCAGAGAAGAAGAAACAGGAGGACGCAGCAGCCGCUGACCGAGCAGCAGCGGGAGAACAGGCGCGCAAAGACGUGGAAGACCAAUUGAACGAGCAAGGACAGAAUCCCAAUGGAGCACUACCAGGUACCGGCAGUUUUGGCGGCGUUGCGGGAUUGAUACCAGCUGAUCAGGCGGGCAAACCCGUGGAUCCAGCGGAGGCAGCGAAGAAUUUGGAGGAGUUCAAAGAGGAGCAGGCAGAGAAUCCGCCCAAGCCUGCACCAGCAAGUACGGCUCCGACGAGCCAGCCGACCGGUGAUCCAACUGCUGAGCCUAUCAUUGAUAUUAAGCGCCGGGGCACGCGCUCACUUCAACAGGGGCAGCAGGAUGAGAAGAUCAAGGAGAUGCUGACGAGACGCGAACAGCUUCGCUUCAAGGGAGACUACUGUGUCGAUCAGUUGAGGAUCAGUCACCAUGUGGAGCACAGUGCAAGCGAGUUGUGUGCGAUGGAUCGCUCAUGGGGCCCGGAUUUUGUUUCGGUGGUGGAAGGCUUGUAUUGCGAUAUGUGCGAGAGAGAUUUGUAUCCGCUUUGCGCAAAUGAGCAUCAGACUAACUGCUUCAAUGUCGAUGAGAGAACUUUGAGGAGUUCAGAGAGCUCAAGGCAGAGCGUUAAGAAAUAUAUUAGUGUAGAGGUAUGGCGCGUAUGA
Alternaria alternata is the source of this 1602-nucleotide messenger RNA. RefSeq lists its product as hypothetical. The transcript has 3 exons. The record is from RefSeq and is a predicted model, not a curated record. Bases 1 to 1602 code for a protein of 533 amino acids. Lineage: Eukaryota; Fungi; Ascomycota; Dothideomycetes; Pleosporales; Pleosporaceae.